Molecule: messenger RNA, 4940 nt
Organism: Drosophila bipectinata
Lineage: Eukaryota; Metazoa; Arthropoda; Insecta; Diptera; Drosophilidae
Product: myelin regulatory factor
Biological process (GO): protein autoprocessing; positive regulation of DNA-templated transcription
Cellular component (GO): nucleus; endoplasmic reticulum membrane
Molecular function (GO): DNA-binding transcription factor activity; sequence-specific DNA binding
Source: RefSeq, a predicted model, not a curated record
UUUCGAGCGAUCAGUUGCUGUACACACUCCAACGGAUUUGGAUACCAGUCCCAGUGGCAGUCGCGAGCGGAAAUCUAGUUGAAACCGAAUUGAAACGCAGUCGUAGCGGCAGAAAAGCAGAGGAAAACGCGAUCUUAGUAACAGUUGCAUCGAGUAUACGAAGCGUGAAACACAAACGACACAAUAAAUACUGUCAGAGAGAAAAGGAGACAGAGACGGACACGGAGAGUGCAACUUAAACAACGCCAACAAAAGCAACAAAUUCGUAAACAAUCAGAGUAACGGUGUUUUUGUGCAAGUACCAGUUUGCAUCAGUCAUGCUGUAGCCACGUGGACAGGAUGUUUCUAAAGUGACUUGAAUAUGGACCUUGGUAUCUUUGACCUGUCUCCCCAAGAUCUGGAUGACAUACACAAUGACGACAUACACAGUCUGGAUCUGCUUAUGCAGGGCGCCCUCGACGACAGCAUCCAGCUGGGCCACAAUGGCCUCUCCGGUAGCGGAGUCGGUGUCGCCACCUUGGACUCGCCCCACACCCCGCCCAUGAACGGCCUGGAGGGCCAGUUGAAUGGGAAUGGACGUUCCCUGACGGCCCAGACGCUGGCUCACGUCCAUCCGCAUCUGCCAGAGAGUCCGCCGGACUCGCAGCCCGCCUACAGUCCUCUGGGCGAGGCGCACGGCAUGGCGAUGCCCCAGGGCAGGGACCUCAUCUAUCCCGGCUUAACGCCCAUGCAACACCAGGCCAACAUGCUGCAGACAGAACUGGGUCAGUACGCGUCGCCGCCCCAACAGCACCACUUUGCCGCUCCCCAGACGGAUGUGCGGGUCAAGCACGAGUCCGGACUCAUAAUAAAUCCGGGGAACCUGCUCUGCCAGCAGCAGCAGCAACAGAUGCAACAGCAACACCAGCAGCAGCAGCAACAGCUUGGCGACCAACAGUUCGCCCAGCACCAUCAGCAACACCUGACACACCAGCAGCAGCAACUACAGGACAUGGGCCACGACCAGAUGCUCUACUAUGAGAACGGAGCGGGUGGUGGUAUUUAUGCGUCCGACAGCUACCAGAACCUGACCACCUGCACGCUGACUUCGACCUUGGGGCUUGGGGAUCGAGUCCAGGUGAUCGGGACCAGCCAGUUGUCGCUGAACCGUCUCUCCGCGCCCUCCACACCCGUGCACUCGCUAUCGCGCAAACGGAAGAUGUCAACGCAGCUUGACUGCCCCGACUUUGCGUCGCCGCCCAAGGUGGAGGCCGGUUUGCAGAUGAGUCCACUGCGUGCCUCCCACCACUCACUGGGCACGCCCACGGCCGCCACGACGCCUGCCCCCUCCCACACCCACUCCGCCUCCGUAUCGCCAGCCCUGUCCAACAUAAAUUCCCAGGCAGACAACAGCCUGGAUGGACAUGCGAGUGGCGUGAUACCGGGAUCGGGUGCCGGAUCAGGACACAAUUCCGGUUCUGGCUCUGGCAGUGAGGCGGGGGACGGCGCCGGCGGCCAGUGCAUUCGUUUCAGUGCCUUCCAGCCGGAGAACUGGCACAAGUUAUUCGACCAGGACAUGCAGGAGCUGUCUGUGAUCUACUACCGCGUGGACGCGGACAAGGGAUUCAACUUCAGCGUCUCGGACGACGCGUACGUGUGCCAGAAAAAGAACCACUUCCAGGUCACUUGCCAUGCGCGCCUCCAGGGCGAUGCCAAAUUCGUGAAGACCCCGUCCGGCCUCGAAAAAAUCAAAUCCUUCCACUUGCAUUUCUACGGCGUUAAGUUUGAGGCGCCCAACCAAACCAUCCGCGUGGAGCAGAGUCAGUCGGACCGCUCCAAGAAACCAUUUUAUCCAGUACCCAUCGAUCUCCAGAAGCACAUCGUCAGCAAGGUCACCGUGGGGCGAUUGCAUUUUUCCGAGACAACGAACAACAAUAUGCGCAAGAAGGGUCGCCCCAAUCCGGAGCAGCGCUUCUUCCAACUGGUCGUGGGUCUCCACGUGCACACCAUUUCGGGCAACUUCCCCGUGAUGAGUCACGGGAGCGAGCGAAUCAUCGUACGUGCCUCCAACCCGGGUCAGUUUGAGUCCGAUGUGGAUCUUUGCUGGCAGCGAGGUAUUACCCAGGAGUCAGUCUUCCAUGCGGGCCGUGUGGGAAUCAACACAGACCGGCCAGACGAGAGUCUGGUGGUGCAUGGCAACCUCAAGGUGUCCGGCCACAUUGUCCAGCCGAGCGACAGUCGCGCCAAGCAGGAGAUCGGUGAGCUGGACACUUCGGUGCAGCUGAGAAACCUGCAGAAGAUUCGGAUUGUUCGCUACCGCUACGAGCCCGAGUUUGCUGUCCACUCGGGUCUCCGCCGUGAAAGCGACACAAGGGAGAUCGUAGAUACUGGAGUGAUUGCGCAGGAAGUGCGAGAGGUGAUCCCCGAUGCAGUGCAAGAGGCUGGCAGUGUGGUACUGCCCAAUGGAAACGUCAUCGAGAACUUUCUACUGGUCAACAAGGACCGUAUACUGAUGGAGAACAUCGGAGCCGUUAAGGAGCUAUGCAAGGUGACCGGAUCCCUGGAGACGCGCAUCGAGCACCUGGAACGUGCCAAUAUUGGCCACAACAGCCACCAACUGCGUGCCAAGGAUCUACUGGAGCCACGUUGCCUUCUGCCGGAGCGAGGAUCCCUCAAGCCAUAUGGAAGCCGGCGCGAUGGGUACGAAGUCUGCUCCAGUCGAUCCCUGCAGAUAGUUAUCUUCCUGCUGAUCAUCGUCAUGGCUGCCUGCCUGGCGGCGGUGUCCACGUUGUAUUUCGUGGAACACAACAAGCAGCAGCAGAUGGAUGGCUACCAACUCUUUGGAAACGGACAUCUCUUCCGUCCGGAGACGGGACAAGCUCAUCUGAGCGAGGAGGAUCGACAUUAUUUCCACAACCUGCACACUCUCUUCAAAAACAAAACCCAUGGGACGUGGCCUAGUAGAAUGUAUGCCACCAGCACUUCACGUCCACCCGGAAACCUGCGUCCUGGCGAAGAUGAAACAGAAGAACUAGCGGCGGUAAUAGGAAAGCCACAGGUGCCCACUGGUCUGCAGCAACAGCAACAGCAGAGCCUUAAGCAUACGAUCUUUACCACGACGGCUCCUCGUUUCAACAACAAGACUCUCAACAGCAAAAAAGCAAAGUGGCCAAUCUCCCAGGAGGUACUUCGCCAGUCCACUGGCCAAAAAUUGCUCCAGUCGGCUGCAGUUAAUGUGCCACCCGCACCCGUGAAACCACCUACCCAGUUGACAGUCAACGAGACGAUAUCCUCCACAGAGAAGCCACCACAGGCUAUUCCUCUGCCUCAGGACUUCGAGAAUAACUCUAUCGAUAUCGAUGCUCAACAGCAGCAGCCAAAGCUCUCGGCCCCUAAGUUGGACGAGCACAUCGUGGUGGUGGGCACCAUAGCCAGUCCCGUUUCCGACGCCUCUGACUCUAAUACUCCGGCUGCCCAUCCUGGUUCGCAUCCCAUUCGCAAGUAUAAUACCGGAAACGUGUACGCCGUAUACAAGACGGUAUCGCCACCAACUGCUAACCUGGCGCUGACCACAAACAAGGUAAGCACGGGGCCCGUCCAGAGUGCUUUUUCCCAGGCUCUCGAUGUUCCUCCAGCGGCUGCGGCACCAGUCCGUAACAACAGCGACAAUCCGGACGCCCUAGACCUUCAGAACCUGAGCAAUACUAACGAGUCGGUGGACAAUCCUAUUACUGGGGUAUACGGAUUUGAGUAUCAGGCAGCGGGGUUGCGGGAAUCAAACUUGGAGAGACGCUCGGCGAACCAGCGAAGUCUGGACUUUGGAAAACAACAGACCAUCAGGACGUCGGUCUUCGGUCAGCCAGCGGAGUGCAAUGGAGACGAGUCGGUCAGCGACAACUGUCAGUCCGUUUGCUUUGAGGAACUGCCACCCACACAGCCUCAGCCGGAUAACUUGGAUGCCAACAUCAAGGAGCAGCACGUGGAGGACGAUCUACAGUCCGCUGAGGAGCAGGAUCAAGACCCGGAUAUCAUUGAGACCCAACACAUUGCAUCAGCCAUUGCAUCUGUCAAUGAGACCUUCAGUGGUCUUGAGCUUGGCAAGAACACUGACGUCCAAACGAAGAAUUUCCCCCAAGAAGCAGGGCCGGUACUGGCAGCCAACGACGAUCCUGUUUACCGCUUGGUCCAGACUGCCAGCGCUUCGGGGGAGCUUCCCAAGGCCGAUGAAGCAGUUCUUCCGCCUUUCCAACUCGACUGCUGGAGCGUGACUAGCUGUGUGCUCGCCGCCCAGGAUAAUCAGACCAUCGGCGUGCAGCAGUUCUGUCCCAGCACACACAAUUCGCUGAAUGUGAGCUAUAUAGUUCCAGUAUCACGUUACCUUCAGGCGAGCAGCCUGGAGGUUCACCUAAGCUCUAACAAACCACUACAGUGGUCCAUCUGCAUGGAUCACGAUGAGGAUCAGGCCAAGGCCAAUGCCAAUGCACAGUUGAACGAGGAUGACGAGGUUCCGCCCGCCAGCGGAGUGAAGAUCCUGAAGCAGCUGGGCAACAAUAAACUCAUCCUAGCUCUGGACUUGCCGGCUCGCGGCUACUUCCUGCGUGACUUUAUGCUGCGCGCCAGCCACGAUUUGGAACAGCAAAAACUUUGCGAUGACAACGCUCACCCCAUACUCCAGUACAACUUUAGAAUCGUAAGAGAUUGUGAUUAGUUUACAGCUUAAUUUAUAGCACGGAUCGAAUCUGAACUCCAAAAAUAUAUGUAUAUGCAUAGCUAAUUUAUGUGUAUGUACUGAAUGUUUGAAUGUUGUUGUGGCUAUGUCCUGGCACCCAAAACACGGAACAAAAACUGUUGAUCAGCGAGCAAAAGCUGAAAUGAGUACAUUUAUACGUAAAGAAACAAAUCAUUAUUAAAUGCAAAACAAAUAUCGACCAUUUAAAUAAAAUAUGUAGACAAAUCUUGUA